Molecule: messenger RNA, 3039 nt
Organism: Prunus avium (sweet cherry)
Lineage: Eukaryota; Viridiplantae; Streptophyta; Magnoliopsida; Rosales; Rosaceae
Biological process (GO): protein phosphorylation
Molecular function (GO): ATP binding; protein binding; protein kinase activity
Source: RefSeq, a predicted model, not a curated record
AUGCAUGCUUUUAUUCUUUACUCAUGCAUUGGUUUGACACACAGCGGAAAUGAUACAGAUCGACUGGCCUUGCUUGAAGUCAAGGCUUCGAUAACCCAUGACCCUUUUGGAGUUCUGACUACAUGGAAUGAAACCAUCCACUUUUGCCGUUGGCAUGGAGUUACUUGUGGACGUCGUCACCAAAGGGUUACAAGGUUGGACCUGCAGUCCUUGGAACUUGCAGGCUCUAUAUCACCACAUGUUGGAAACUUGAGUUUUUUGAGAGAGAUUUAUCUCCAGAACAACAGCUUGAGCAGUGAAAUCCCUCAGGAAAUCGGCCGUCUGAGCAGAUUGCAAAAUCUACAAUUGGAGAAUAAUUCACUGAGUGGUGAGAUUCCCUCGAACUUAUCAGGUUGCUCUCAGCUCCUAAUACUUUUUCUUGGUUUCAAUUUUCUGGUAGGAAGGAUUCCUGAGGAGCUUGGCACCUUGUCAAAGCUAAGAGUACUUGCAAUUCACCGAAACAACCUCACAGGAGCUGUCCCUCACACCUUAAGCAACUUAUCAUCUCUUGAAUCCCUUUCGGCAUCUUCUAAUAAUUUGAAUGGGACUGUUCCUGAUUUUUUUGGUCAUCUGACCAAUAUUACAUAUCUUGCUUUGAGCGAAAAUACAUUGUCUGGUAUGAUCCCUCCCUCAAUCUUCAAUAUCUCUUCUAUAAGAUUAUUUUCUGUGGUUGGAAACAGCAUUCAAGGGACUCUGCCCUCAAACUUAGGUACUACUUUUCCAAGACUCGAAUAUUUUCUUAUUGAUAAUAACCAAUUCGGUGGAUUUAUUCCUGUUUCAAUAUCCAAUGCCUCAAAUAUAGUGGAGCUUGGAAUGUCAGGAAACCAACUACAUGGAACAGUCCCUUCGUUGAUAAAAUUAUCUAGGCUUGAGAAACUAGUUCUCGGUAUAAACCAUCUUGGAAGUGGGGGGGUUGGUGACUUAAGCUUUUUCUGCGAUUUGACUAAUGCCACCAGUUUACAAGUACUGCAAAUCAAUAAAAAUAAUUUUGGAGGCAUGUUACCUCAAUGCACAGCUAAUCUAUCUUCUUCUCUUGAAUUAUUCUUUGUAUCUGCGAAUAAACUGUUUGGAAGAAUCCCAUACGGGAUUGGAAAUUUGCUCAACCUGUGGAACCUACGGCUGUCUGCAAACCAAUUUUCCGGUUACAUCCCCCUUGAUCUAGGAAAGCUUCAGAAAUUAUAUGAAUUAGAUAUGGCAAUGAACUCUUUUGCUGGGAAUGUUCCAUCCUCUUUGGGAAAUUUAACUCAGUUAACGAAAUUAUAUUUGUCUUACAACAACCUUCAAGGCAAUAUCCCUUCCAGCUUAGCGAAGUGUUCUCAUUUGAUGAUCUUAUCUCUUGGUUAUAACGAUCUCAGCGGUUUCAUACCCCAAGAAGUCAUUGCUAAGUCAUCUUCAAUUGUUGCUCUUUCCUUAAACAACAAUCGUUUUUCUGGUUCCCUUCCCCAGGAAGUGGGAAAUUUAAUAAACCUGGAGUAUUUAUUUGUUUCCGAAAACAUGUUAUCUGGUAAAAUUCCUGCAAAUCUUGGUCAGUGUGUAAGGUUAGAAUAUCUAGAAAUGCAGAGAAACUUCUUCCAAGGGGAAAUUCCAUCAUCUUUGAGUUCACUAAGAGGUAUUAUAGAAGUACAUCUUUCUCAGAAUAACUUGUCAGGCACGAUUCCAGAAUUCUUGGCGCGUUUCAAAUUUCUGCAGUAUUUGAAUCUAUCUAAUAACAAUUUUGAGGGGAUUGUGCCAAUCGAAGGAGUUUUCAAGAAUGCAACUAUGACAUCAGUCAAAGGAAAUAGUAAACUUUGUGGGGGUAUACCUGAGUUUCAAUUGCCAAAAUGCAAACCUCAACAUUCCAACAAGAGAAGAUUGAGCACAACCUUGAAACUCAUCAUAUGUCUCACUGGUGGGCUUCUUGGAGUCACUUUUGCACUCGCCUCUCUCUACCUUUGUUUCUUUAAGAGAAAACGAAAGGUGCAUACCUCAAGUGAUUCAGAAAGAUUUCUCAAGGUUUCUUACCGAAGUCUUCUGAAGGCUACCGAUGGAUUCUCCUCUGCCAACUUGCUUGGGACAGGCAGUUUUGGGUCUGUCUAUAAAGGGUUACUUGAGUAUGGUGAAACAACUGUUGCCAUCAAGGUACUCAACCUGGUUCGUUCUGGUGCUUCCAAAAGUUUCUUUGCAGAAUGUGAGGCCUUGAAAAAUAUUAGACAUCGUAAUCUUGUGAAGGUACUCUCUGUAUGUUCAGGUUCUGAUUAUCGUGGUUUUGACUUCAAGGCCUUAGUUUAUGAGUUCAUGGUUAAUGGGAGCUUAGACGCAUGGUUGCAUCCAACUCCCACAGUUGGUGAGACAAAUCAGCGGUCAAGGAGUUUAACUCUUUCUCAGAGGUUGAACAUUGCUAUUGAUGUUGCUAUGGCAUUGGAAUAUCUCCAUCAUCAAUGCGAAGUGCCAAUAGUUCAUUGCGACGUCAAGCCAAGCAACGUUCUUCUCAAUGCUGAUAUGAUUGGACAUCUAGGUGACUUUGGAUUGGCAAGAUUCCUUCCUAGAGCUGCUAAAAACUUUUCCGGUAAUCAAUCAAGCUCCGUUGGAGUAAAAGGAACAAUUGGUUAUACUCCUCCAGAGUAUGGCAUGGGACAUGAAGUGUGGACAAAAGGUGAUACGUACAGUUACGGCAUCCUCUUAUUGGAAAUGUUUACAGGUAAAACACCAACCGAUAUCAUGUUUCAAGGAACUUCGAACCUUCCUAACUUUGUCAAGGCAGCUCUGCCUCAUCAUGUGGUAGAGGUUCUGGAUCCCAUUCUUUGUCAUGAAAAAGAGGAACGGGAGGUGAGCACAAAUAAUGCUUCUUGUGAGGAUAGCUUAAGGGUUCACAACAAAAUGGAAGAAAGCUUGAUUUCCAUUUUAGAAAUUGGAGUUGCUUGCUCUGCGGAACUGCAGAGGGAACGAUUGGACAUUUGUGAUGUUGUGACUGGGAUGUGUCUGAUUAGAAACAAACUUAGGGCAUAUAGAAUAUGUGAAUAG